GUAUUUUCGAAAAAAAUCCUGAUUAUUGUUCAACUGGAUAUUGACUAAAUGAUUGAAGUUUUUUAAAGAAUAUUUCCACCUUAUAGACAAUUGAAUUCUGAGCAAACUGGCUAAGUUUUAUUAUGAUUAAGCAUUAAUUGGUCAAGUUUCUAUAAAUGUUCAAAACAUCAAAAAUCAGUAAAAAUCAGGGACUAAGCUUGAGGGAGGGGUUUAGUUCUUCAUGAUGAUUAUGUAAUUACAGAGUGGCAUGGCAAAAGGAAUAAAACAAAAUCCAAAGAAACAAAGUACGCAAAAAAGUGUAAGAUCUAAGAUGAAAGUAACUAACAAGAUAAACAGUGUUAAACGUAAGAAACAAGAUACCAGUAAGGACAGUACAUUACCAUAUGGGGGGUCACCCGGGGGUUGGGUAGUAACCCCAAACCCAGCGGGAAGAAAAUCCUCUUCCCAGGGUCAACCAGGAAGGGGCUCUUCGUGGACAGUGACACCAAAUUCAGUUCAUAAUACACCUAGGUUUCAAGUAGCCUCCUCCCAGGGUCAACCAGGAGGGGCUACAGUCUGGGGUGACAUGGGGUUAAAUCCAUAUGGCUACCAACAACUGGGUCCAGUGACAUACAAUAGUAAUAACAUGUUUGGGAUGCAGCCCUCAUAUCCUCCUCCAUAUCAGCAUGGUAUGCAGUACCCACAAGCAUCAUAUAUCCAACAUCAAGCGCCAAUACAGCAAUCAACUCAGCCUAUGUUUCAACACCAACCAUACAUGUCUCCCCCCGGGAACUUUGUUAAUAACAAUGAAUACUUAGCAUCGGAGCAGACAGGUAGCAUGCGUCCUAUGUUGGACUUCUCAUCGUUAAUGUCGCUAACCAUCUCUUCCUCACUUAAGGAAAAAAUUUGGAAACAUGAGUUUGUGGAGCUAAAUAAGUUGGUGGAGGAGGAGGAUAGCGAUGUUGAGGAUGGGAAUCCAUCUAAGUACUUGUCUUUGGGUGUUAAUGAUAGCAAGCAGUUAUAUAUAAAAAGUAAGAGUGCUGACAAAAAUACCUUGCUUACCCCAUUUGGCAGAAGGCCUUUCUUAGAUUCAUUUCUAUUUACAGUGAGAAAUUCCCUUUAGAGGCCAAUCAGUUAUCAGUAUAUAUGUCAGUUAUACACCAGAUGAAAAUAGAGAAUAUUAACUGGGGCAAAUAUGACCGCAAGUUCCGUAAAGCUAGAGCUAAUAGACCAUGCGUGUGGUCGUACAUGAAUUUGGCUCUUCAGAACGAAUGCCUUAAUCUUCCGUGGGGUAAUACAAUGUUCACAAGUUCAUCCAAAAAGCAUGAUUUUGCAGGUAAACCUAAGCAAAAGAAUGAAACAUCUGCUUCUGCGAAAAGUGAUGAAAAUCAGGAUAAAACUCGUAUGCCCUUCCACUUCUGUUAAGCACAUACAGAUUUUGCAGGUUUAGUUUUACUGCUGAAGGUUGUUUAUGCUAUGCUGGCCUUGGCUAGUUGGGUCAAGUUAGUAGGUUAAUGCUAUGCUAGUGACAUCAUUUCUGGAUUUCCCUAGCAAUAAACAUAGCAUCAAAAUGGCUGCUGCUAAUAGAAUAACACUAGAAAUUUAUGUUUUCCUUGAUAAAAAAGUUUUAAUUUAAUUUUUAUUUAUGCAUGUUUAUCUGAUACUAAUACUAAAUGGUGUUUUAUAGAUAUUGACCAGGUUUAGAUGAAGAAGGGUUAAGUACAUGACUCCAAACUUACUUGACAACAAGAUUAAUGUAUUUUCUGAUUCUGGCCAUCUCAUCUAACUAAACCUUUAAACUCUCAAAACUAGCUAAUGGGCCAAAAAUAAGGAAUAUAUAUUGUAAAUCUUAAGUGUCUUGCCAAUAAAAGGAUAUAGUUUGUG
Molecule: messenger RNA, 1863 nt
Organism: Owenia fusiformis
Lineage: Eukaryota; Metazoa; Annelida; Polychaeta; Sabellida; Oweniidae
Source: the annotation of a GenBank genome assembly